AUGUUGGCAGACGGCGCUGAGAUGCUGCUGGUCUCUGCUAUCGUAGCUGCCCUGGGCCCCGAGCUCCGGAUGGAGCGCAUGGCCCGGGGCCUCCUCGUGUCGAGCUCCUUUGCCGGCAUGCAGAUGGGGAACCUGCUGAGUGGGCCCUUGAGUAGCAGGUUUGGGCGCCGCCGCAUUUGCAUGGUCUCCCUCUGCCUCGUCAGCGUUUUCGGACUGGCUUGCUCGAUCGUGCAGACAAUCGGCGAGCUCUUUUUCAUUCAGAUCAGCUUGGGCUGUGCCAUCGGCAUCGGCGGACCGUCCGCAGUCACGCUGCUGACGGAGGCCACGCCGACCCAGCAGAGAGGGCCCCUUAGCAACGCCACAGGCUUCGCCUACGUGCUUGGAGAGGCUUGGACAGCUCUUGGGCUGCUGCUCUUCAUGCCAAACCUCCAAGGGCCGUGGCGACUCUUGUGCGUUUGGGGCGUGCUGCCUGCCUUCAUCAUGAGCCCGCUGGGACUCCUAGUGCAGGAGUCGCCCAGCUGGCUACAGCUCAGUGGGAAGCACCAGGAGCUCAAAGAGUUGCUGGCCAGGAUGCAGCGCCUUCAUGGAAAAGAUGACGUCGACAUUGAGGUCCAGCAGACAUGCUCUGCCUCAUCCAAGACGUUGACAUCCACUUGGCACACCAUUGUCCAUGGUGGCCACUGCAGGACACUGGUGCUGGCAUCAUACCUGGCCUUUCUGAUGAACUACCUGUUUUACGGCACUACCUUCGCGUUUACGCAGAUUUUCACUGAGAUGGAGGGUGACUGGACCAGCCCGGCAAUGGAGAUGCUGAUCGUCUCAUGCGCGGAAUGUGUCGGCAUCCUGCUCGCGUGGCUGCUGCUGCAGCGUGGCCUGUUGGGUGCCCUAAGUAUCACAUGGGUCUCUUUAUUGGGACCCAAAAGGCCUCGGCUGAGAAACCCAAGGGCCCAAGGCCCGGCUACCCAGACCUGUAGCGCUUUGCCGCAUGCCAUUGCCAGCAGCCCUCAGCAUCCACAGACAACUGACAGCAUAGGCUUAGAGGGUACUUGCAUGAGUGAUCCUGCUGAUCUGGCCGCAUCGAUUCACCAUUUGGCCGAGGCACUUGAGCAGCUGUCCGUCCCUUUCUGGUUCAGGGUCCAGCUCUACAGAAAGAGCCACCCGUGCCUGGAAAGCAGGACAGUGGCAAUAAUGGAGUUUGCCAACAUCGAGUUCCUGGCCGAUGGGGCUCCUUCCUCGUUGGCACUCACUUGGGAGCAGGAGGAGAGGACAGCUCCUCUUGCAGAAGCACCGGCCAUCCCUGUCAUGAAGCGGCAGGGAGGCCUCCUCCUUGCAAUUCCUUCUGGCUUCCUGGCUCUGUCUGCCCUCGAAGGCGGCGAGGAGUCGGACCCUCAUGCGUUGGUUGGUCCCUACCAGCAGCUGCGCGUUCCUUUCGGGGUGUUGGACGAGCAAGGUUUAGAGGUUCCCUUAGACACGGAGGGUCCGGUGGUCUUGUUGGACCUGUCGCUGGGUGUGUUGCCUCUGCUCAGGGAGGCCGCGGAAGAUCUCGGCAGCGAGGAGCUGUUCCCUUUCGUGAUAGGUCAGCCCGAGGCCAUGCCCCUGUCGGACGAGCUCCUUGCCGCAGCCCACCAGUGGCUGACAGAGACGACCGCAAACAGGGCGGCCUUCUACUCUGCUUUGGAGGAGCCGGCUGUGGUGGCGGAGGAGGUUCUUCCCAAGGCGAAGGCGAAGAAGGCGGCUGCAGCCAAGCGCAAGGUCACAAACGCCGAGCUAGCUGCCCAGUUGUCGGAUCUUUCCAAAGUCCUGCCUCAACUUGCUGGACAACUGGCAGAACUCCGCAAGAGACAAGAUGCGCUGGAGGCAGCUCCUCAGGCGUCCCCGCCAGGGCUCACUCCAGCCCACCAGCAGUCCUUUUUGGGAGCAUUGCCAAAAGGGCCGGGUCUACCUCUGGCAAAGCAGGCUCAGCUGAUUGGCCCCCCUCCUCGCGUGAGACCCGAGGCCCAGGCCUGCUCAGGUCAACAGGCUGCCUCCGCAUCUUUGGGCCAAGAUCUCCCGCCAGCACCGGAGCCUUCCGACGUUUUCCAGGCCGCGGUUCUGCAACAGUCUCAGGCUUUGUCUGCUCUAGUAGGGCACCUCGUGGCUCAGCAGGAGGGGGGCCUGGGCGACCUUGCGACUUCAGCGUCAAGCGCUAUCGGGGCAAAGGGGGCUGCAAAAAGAGAGAAGCUUCAGAAUGCCCUCUCGACCCGUUCAGGGGAGUUCUUCCUACAGGUAGUGCAAGCUGCGCACAAAAGAUUGCACCCUGCGACGCCAUGUCCUGCCUCACUAGAUGCCUUCACCGAAUCGGCGCUUAUGUGUCAGUACCUAGAAAGAUAUGGGGGAUUCGCCGGGCAGAGGGAACAAGGCUACGCAAUGUGGUGCCUUGCGCACGUCAUGGACGCGAUGAUCCAGCAAGACUACCAGGGAGCCCAAGAGUUCCUUGCACUCACUUUUGUCGCUAUGGAUCAGUCAUCCAUAGACGGCGGGCGAUGGGACUUCGCGUGGCUGCUCACCUUACUAGAAGAGCCGCCGCCCCAACUCUUCCAUGGGAGAGGCACCGUGGCCAAUCCUCGCACAAGGGCAUUCUCACCGCUGUCCCCUGUGGCAUGGACGACUUGUGCACUCCAGUAUCUGAAAGAGGUCGAUUUGAUCACCGCCAGACGCCUGGAGACACUGGGGAAUGUCUCAUUCGCCACUUGGGUCGGUGGCCUCACAAGAGCCGUCCUGCGCACCAGGCGUCUCCUGCACAUUGUUUGCAUGGCCCUCAACUAUCUUCAUGCCAACUUUGUGCCAAUCCCUGCCCCUGCUCUCCAGCGCCACCCUACUGCUGCACAGCGAUGCCUGGUCGCGCAUGUGGGUAGGCAUUUGAAGGCUUUCGGUGCCUCUGUCGAAGACUUUGUGCUUGCUGACUCCGGCCGCCGCAAUCCCCAAUUAAUUGCACGCCUCUCCGAGCUUUCUGCUUUCUUGACCGCCUCUCAGGUGGUCGGUGGAGACACUUAUGCCGAUGCUUCGGGUACUGUUGUUCCACCCCGCAAUGAUGUGCUGCCUUCCCUUGAGCCUUACAGGACGCUCGAUGUCGCACGGCUCAAACUCUCAGGACGGGGUCUUUGGGAUCCGUCCCCCCAUCUUGAUGAUGAGCUCUUCAUGGCUUGGGCCGAACCAAAGUCCCUUCUGCACAGCAUGCCUCCCCCGGAUGACUUUGUCCCUGUCUGGACCCGUGAGAGCCCCGCCGAGACGCGUGCUCUAGCCCACAUGUGGGAUGAGCAGGGCUUGCUGCAUCUCGCUCCGGCCAUGACCCCGGGAGGAAAGUUUUCGAGGGAGGCCAGAGGUGAUUGCCUUUCAGAUGUGCCCUUCACCGACGACCGUGCUCCCCUGCUCUUCGAACGCGACCGUCUCCUGGUUUGCUUCAAGAGCAUCGCCCAGGGAGAUCAACUCGGUGUUGAAAUAGCAUGUUGCGCUCAUACGGGUCUGCUCGAAGACGCCGGCCUUUUGGGCGAAUCCAGUCGCUUAUGCUCAAACAGGCCUUUUAAAGGCGUCACCGAGGCGCAGGGUCUUGUAAUAGACGAUUUCUUCUCUGUUUGUGUUCAUGACCUCAAGUCCGCGUCCCAGCCUGCUUGCCUGGAUCACCUUCGCACGGCCAAAGACACUUAUCUGCAGAAAGGAUUGUUGGGGUCCGAUGAAAAGGACAUAAAGGGCACCGACUUUGCGAAAAUUGCCGGAGCCGAGCUUAACUCUACUCCGUAUGCUCGCGCAAGGGGUCUUGUCCCAUGGGGUGCACCCAGCCCAAAGCGAAUUGCGCUGGCCAUUGUUUCCGCCGAGGUCGCCCGCCUAAGCCACACCACUGACUGCCUUCACUUGUCUUUGCUUGGGAGUUGGACUUCGGUUCUGUUGUUCCGUCGCCCCCUUAUGGCUGUUCUGGCUUCAGCUUUCAGCCUCGUCAACGCUUCUGAGACUGACGUGAGGAGACCUGUCUUGGUGCAGCUGCCCAGGACCGUUGCUGAAGAGUUGACCGUGCUCAGUGUCCUUUGUCCCCUUGCAUCCACCGACCUCGCUGCAGUGAUGGACUCAACCCUGUAUGCCUCGGAUGCCUCCGAGAAAAAAGGCGCCUUUGUCACUUCCAAUGCAGGAGAAACCGUGACUAGGCCCCUCUGGCGCAUGGCUUCUAAGAAAGGGGGCUACAGCAGGUUGCUCUCGAAGGAAGAGGCUGUUCUUUCCCGCUUCACCGACCGUUUGAGUUCAUUGAAAUUUGCGGAGGCUCCGGCAGGGCGUACGGGUCCGGUUCUUGACCUUUCCCAUAGCCCCGCUUUUGACCUGACUUGGCUCCGGGUCCUUGAGUGGCUCAUACAUCUCAUUCAGAAAGGCCGACUGAAGAGCUUCCUCAUCACGCCGCCCUGCGCCACCUUCAGCUGUGCGGCGUACCCUGCUUUCCGCAGCUAUGAAGAGCCAAGAGGGUAUGUCCCCACUGAGAAGCGAACGCUUGCUGGUACAACUCUCGCUCUCCGUGCUCUGUGCCUCAUGUUCGUUGCCUUGACAUGUGGAGUCAUAGGUCUCCUUGAGCAACCCAGGCUUUCGAAACUGGCUUGGCUUGCGGAGUGGAGGCGCCUUCUUUACCUUGGUGCUCGGGAGUUCAUCACCUCCUCUUGUGCCUAUGGCAGUCCUUCUCGAAGGGAACUUCGUUUCUUAGCCGUUGGCAUUGACCUCACUGGGUUCUGCAAGCCGUGCGCCCGAGAUCAUCCCCAUGUUCAGGUACAAGGUGGCAAGGCAAAAGGCUCGGCAAGGUACACACCGUUGCUUGCGAAAGCUCUCGCCCACGAGAUCGACCAAGCGCUGCGUCGCGAAAGGCAUUGCGCCUCUAUUGCUUGCAUGCAGGCCGAAGGUCUUGAAAAUCCUUUGGUCAAUGAUGUUGUCCUCUCUCUGGAAUGGCAGCAAGGCAAAGCGUGGGUUUGGAGAAGCCCUGCUCACAUCAACAUCCUGGAGACCGCUGCCAUUUUACGCCUUCUCAAACAUCUUGCUGCAAAAGGGCCUCGCAGGCUCGUGAUUCUGGUUGACUCCGCCGUUGCAUUCCAUGCAUCCUCCAAGGGGCGCAGCCCGUCACGGGGCCUCCGCCCAAUCCUCCGCCGAAUUGCAGCCACUUGCAUCACAGCCGGCUUGUUUCCAGCUUUCCAUUUCGUGCCGACUCGCCUCAACCCUGCUGACUGCCCGACUAGGGACUACGCCAUGCCGUUGCCAAGUGCCAGCUCAUUUUGGCAGGACCUUCCUCGGGAUGAGCUGUUUGAAGCCCUUGCUAUGCCCAGGUUGAGGCGUUGGGCAGCCAACUGGGUCAGGCUCUUCUUGCUUGUUAGACGGCCGGUGGAGCCCGUCACUCAGAAGCGCAGAGACCACCUACUGGAAAAUUUUUCCGGCUGGCUUCUUCAGCAGGGCAAGUGUUUGGACGAGCUUCUCUCACUUGAGGCCCCUUCAACUAGGCUGCUGAAUAGGCUCCUGGUGCAGUAUGGGCGACAGCUUUUUGAGGCCGGUUGGCCUUAUUCCCAUUACAGUGAAGUCAUAAACGCUGUCGCCAACAAGGAGCCUCUUCUUCGACGCGCCCUGCAGCCUGCUUGGGAUUUGGCGUUUGCCUGGCUCAGAGAAGAGCCCCAUUCCCAUCACGUUGCCCUUCCCUGGCAGUUGCUUUUGGCCAUGACUGGGCUUGCCCUCAUGUGGGGCUGGCCCCGAGUCGCAGGCGUCCUAGCUCUCUGCUGGGGUGGCAUAUUGAGGAUUGGGGAGGCGCUGUCAGCUUACCGCCGCGACAUUGUCCUGCCGAGUGACGUUGCGCACACUACAACCUUUGCACUACUGAGCAUUCAAGAACCCAAGACCCGUUAUCGUGCUGCUAGGCACCAAAGUGCUAAGUUGGACCAGCCCGAACUGCUGCAAGUCGUUGAGCUUGCAUUCGCACACCUGAAGUUCGACCAGAAGCUCUGGCCAAUGUCAGCUUCUACUUUGCGGAGCCGCUUUAAUGUCUUAGUGCAGAGGCUGGGUGCCAAUGUCUGGCAGUUCCAAGGAAAACGUUGUCUGGAUUUGGGCUCGUUGCGCGCGGGAGGCGCGACAUGGUUGUUCCAUGUCGCGGAGGACGCAGAGUUAUUAAGAAGGCGUGGACGGUGGCUAAGUAGCAGAACGAUGGAGAUAUACGUCCAGGAGAUCACGGCAGUUCAGUUCGUGCAUCUGCUUCGACCUGCGGCACAGGCUCGAGUUCUCUCUUUAGUUCGCUCCUUCGCCAUCAUCCUCGAGAAGGCUUUUGUUUUGCAGUCAAUGCAAUAUCCGACCUCUGCUUGGUUUGGUCAGUUUUCGGCUGGCUGUACCGUGUGGGGUGCUUUCUAUGUGGCGGAUCCUGCUGCUUAUGCGUUGAAGGCUGUUGUCAGCAUCAUGUUCACGUUUCUCUUGCUGUACAUUUCCGAGGCUCUGCCGGUUUCCGUGCGAGCCUCUGGGGUGGGCCUUUGCAUGGGCAUUGGGAGACUUGGUUCCAUUGCAGCCCCGGCUGUGUAUGGCAUUGGCUACCAGUUGCACCGGAGUGCUCUGCCCUUCCUGCUGA
Molecule: messenger RNA, 6601 nt
Organism: Symbiodinium natans
Lineage: Eukaryota; Dinophyceae; Suessiales; Symbiodiniaceae
Source: the annotation of a GenBank genome assembly